ACCAUUCGACGGGAUCGUCCCGCGGUGUCAGCACGUGGUUGUGCGAUAGAGAUUAGGAAGUAAUAUAAAGAACCCCUGUAAGUAAAUAUCCCCUUUGGAGUGAAAGGCUUCCUAGAGUUAGCAGACAUUCUAGUCCGGAGAUUGGCCGGACCCCGGAGCACGGAGGAGGAACGGAGACUCCAGCAGUAUUUAAUUAUCCCCAUGGAGGACCUGACCAGACCACCAGUGUUCUUCAAUAUAAUUCGACAGUGUUUUCGUUAACAUCGAGAAAAACCCAAGCAUAUUAGAGAUCUCGAUUAAUUACUACUGAUAAUUUAUCCUAGUUCCCUAAAGCAUACAGGACACGAACCCGUUUGAUGGACACUUGUUGCUAAUUUGUAAAGUGGGGAGCCACGUGGGUGGGAACACGUGUCAACAGUUCAAUAUCAAACAUGCCGGCGAUGAGAACAAAGGGGUAUGCAUUACUCAAUGCAAGUGCAAAGUGUAUUUGGCGGCAGAAAUGGAUUAUUGCGGGAAUAACAUUGGUAAUUAUUCUCAUCAUCAUUGCGAUAAAGAAUAUUAAAAGUGCUCCAUUGCCGCCCAGGGAUACUUACCACGAUGAUGUGUGGCCUGAAGCCUACAGUUAUGUUAUGCGAAAGUGGUUCAAUCACACUGGAGCUGAGCAAUGGUACAACAGUGAGGAUGUUAAUAUGUUCGAUGAGCGUUUAUUACAUGUUCUUCGAGGACAUUGGAUAACUAAGGAAAUUAAUAAUACUGUACCUUUUCCAUACUUCGGUUAUCGGGAGACGCACGAGAAAGAUCCGUCAAUGGGUCAGGCCCGAAUAAUCAGAGAUUACUUCAACAAUAAAACAAAUGGAUUUUUUAUCGAAUGUGGUGCUUAUGAUGGCGAGACUCGUAGUAAUACUUGGGUUUUAGAGAAACAACUCAAUUGGACAGGGAUUCUGAUAGAAGCUGAUCCAAUCAAUUUUACGAAAAUGUUAAAUAAAAAUAGGAGAGCAUAUGUGUCACCAACUUGUCUCAGCAUCAAAAAGUAUCCCAUGCACGUUCCAUUCUUGAUGGCGAGAAACAUCGGAAGAAUUCAUGCACCACAUAAGCAUAAUGAUCCGAGUAUAACGAAUUCACCAGAUCGCGCGCAUGAAGGAAUGCACGUGGGUGUUCAAUGCUUCCCUCUGGCUUCCUACAUCGCUGCACUUCAAAUCAAGACCGUGGACUACUUUAGUCUUGAUAUUGAGGGACAUGAAUUAGAUGUCCUUGAAACAAUCCCAUUCGACAGAGUUGACAUAACGACUCUCUCCGUUGAAUUCACUCAUGUGGAGGGGGGUAAACAAAGGUUGAUAAGAUUCAUGGAAGAAAAAGGCUAUACCGUACACGGUCUAGUUACAAAUGAAGACAACUUAGCAAAUGAUGUAAUUUUCGUUAAAAAGUCUCAAUGAGACUAUUAAUCAUAUUCCAUAUAAUUUAUUCAUAAUUGAGUAAGAUCCCUGUAGAAUAAAAUCAGGUUUUUUUGCUGGAGUGUCUAGGCUCUCCAUAAAUUGUGAUUGCGGGAGAAUUAGCUAUGUAACUUCAUGUAUAUAUUCUGUGACAAUUGCAUAGGUAUCAUAAAAUAAAUGUGGUUCUCGUUUAAUUGUG
Molecule: messenger RNA, 1629 nt
Organism: Diachasma alloeum
Lineage: Eukaryota; Metazoa; Arthropoda; Insecta; Hymenoptera; Braconidae
Product: protein Star
Exons: 8
Coding region: 432-1433 (333 amino acids)
Source: RefSeq, a predicted model, not a curated record